UUGGCAAGAUGGCGUCGGAACCGAACAAGACAGAAAUUCUCACCAUUUUUAAGCGAUUGCGCUCCAUUCCCACAAACAAGGCUUGCUUUGACUGUGCUGCUAAGAAUCCAAGUUGGGCUAGUAUUUCAUAUGGAGUGUUUCUGUGCAUUGACUGUUCUGGGAUUCAUCGCUCAUUGGGAGUGCACUUAAGCUUCAUCAGAUCCACAGAACUGGAUUCCAACUGGAGCUGGUUUCAACUGAGAUGUAUGCAGGUCGGAGGAAAUGCCAAUGCGAUGGCGUUUUUCCGCCAGCAUGGCUGUACCACCAAUGACACCAAUGCGAAAUAUAACAGCCGCGCGGCUCAGAUGUACAGAGAGAAAAUUCGGCAGCUCGCCAACACUGCGCUCUCCAAAUACGGCACUGAUCUGUGGAUUGACAGCUCGGGCUGUGCUCAACCGUCACCUUCAGAGAAGAAAGAAACCGACUUUUUCGACGAACACACACAGUCUGUCACCAGCUGGGACAUGGCAGUGCCAUCCCUAACAGAUCAGAACGGAUCCGAAACAAUCACAGCUCAAUUGGAGAACAGUUCUAAGAGUUUGGAGACAGCCAGCACCCAGCCUGAAGAUGGUCCGAGCAUUGAGGGUCUGAGCACAAGUCCUAAAGCCACGAUAGAAAACUCAAUGAGAUUGACAUCUGAUGAGUCACAACCUAAAGAAGUGAAGCCCUCCAUCAUUGGAAAGAAAAAGCCAACUACAGCAAAGAAAGGGCUUGGAGCUAAAAAGGGUCUUGGCGCCCAGAAAGUGAGCAGCAAGAGCUUCAGUGAUGUUGAGAAACAGGCCCAGGUGGCUGAGAAGAUGCGUGAGGAACAGGCUGCCGAGGCCAAGAAACACGCGGAGGAGUCUAUAGUGGCCUCAAUGAGACUGGCCUACAAAGAGCUGGAGAUUGACAGAAAGAUUGAAGAGAAGAAACUGAAAAGCCUGGAGGGGAAAAAGAAAGAGCAGGCGGAGAGGCUGGGCAUGGGAUUCGGCAACAGGAGUGCCGUGUCUCACUCUGUGAUGGCUGAGAUGCAGGUGAUCGAGCAGGAAACCCCUGUCGGGGUCAAAUCCUCAACCCGCACCAAGUUGGACAUGUUCGAUGAGCCCGGAUUUACCUCUGGACCCCCAAAGUACAAAGACAACCCUUUCACUUCAGGAGAGAGCUUUGGGUCACGAUGGGACAGUGACGCUGGAUCAUCUUUCUCCUCUUGGGCUCUGGAGAAGGAUGAGCCUAAAGAUAGUGAGGUCACCAUCUCAAGCAUCCAGCCAAUCGGAGAAAGAUUGCCUAGCCGAAGGAAGCCAGAUGUGUCCGUGCCGGUGUCCGAGUCCAGCGAAGCACGACAGAAGUUUUCCAACGCUAAAGCGAUCUCAUCGGAUAUGUUCUUCGGCCGCGAAAGCAACCCAGAGUAUGAGGCGAAGACUCGUCUGGAGGGCAUGUCUGGAAGCACCUCCAUCAGCUCAGCUGAUCUGUUUGGUGAAGGCAGUGUCCGUUCCCAUGGCUCAGCAGGAUUUGACAGCGUGCUUCCCUCCGGUCCAGAUAUUGCCCAGUUCAAACAAGGUGUGAAGACCGUCGCAGGAAAGAUGGCAGUGUUGGCUAACGGGGUUAUGAACACCAUUCAGGAUCGCUAUGGCUCUUACUGACAGAACUGCAUUAGACUGAUAUGGACGUUGCAUCAAACAGGAAACACCUCAUUGCUGAUUGGAUCUUGUCUUGUCUGUCAUGAAUACAUCAAUUUAAGAGGAAGACAAAGACCUGAGAGCCUCUCUCCUGACCACUGUACACACUCUUGCUGACAGUAUUUUAAUGUUUAUUUUGAAGACUUGUUUUAUUUUGAAUGAACAGAAGCACUGGGAAAGAGUGUAAAGUCUAGAGUCGCAGUGCUCUGUGUUUUAACCAACAACAGUCCUGUUUUCUACGCCAUAUUUGGUCUUUGAUUUCAAAGUAUUUUUUCUGGAAUUAAAUGUAUAACUUGCAUUUGUUAGCUCUAAUGUGGUCUCAUGGCUUUUCUUUUGUAUUUUAAUAAUAUAACAUUGAGACGGCAAAGUAGACAUUUUUAACAUUCAACACCAUUUCACAUUGUCACCGUGACAAAGUUUGGGGUUGCUGAUAUAGCGCUCCUUUGCCUAAGAUGACUUGACAUCUAAAUUAAAAUUUUAAGUGAUGUUAAAAAUAAACGUAAUAUUGUGCAAUAUGUCCUGGCAUGAUAAAAGCGAGUUCUUGUUGAUGCAGUGUGUGAACGCUAGCUGGAGAUUUAUCAUCGUUGUUUUCUGGAGUGACAAGUUUACUGUGUUUGCUUUUUGCAUGCCAGCACAGAGAGAAGACACUGGUGUGCUGUAUGUCGAGUUAUUCCCAGUAUUCACUCACUUUCGUAUUUACAGAUAAGUUUAUGUAAAAUCCUCAUGAAGCAGAAACCAAACCGACUUUAGGUGUAAUUUCUGUGGCGCUAAAUGAAUUAUUGGUUCAACCAAUAGUGUGUUUUGGGGCGGGGGUACCCAGACAGCAGGCGACCCCCGGGCUGAAUCAUCUGGUUUCUGGGUUCCUGCUUUAUCAAUGAAUGGAAACUAGUUAAUACUAGUGCUGGCAUUACACGCGUCACUCAAUUGGUAGUACGAUUAAUUUAAUACAAUGACAGCUGACGACCAUUUUUAUUUAAAAUUGACCAGUUUUAGUGAAGUACUUUGUUCUUUGGCAAUGUGCAUGUGCAAUACUGUUUCCUAGUACAUGCAUUACAAUUUGUACUUUUUGUUUUCCUUGAGGGUUAUACCACAUGGGGCAUCGGGUAUAGGAUUUGUUUUGAACUCUUCAUAGAUUGUCUGCCUGUCCAUUUGUAUCCCAAUGCUAAAUUUGACAAUAAAGACAAAAAAUCUGACAACU
This is a messenger RNA of Misgurnus anguillicaudatus (oriental weatherfish), 2892 nucleotides long. The record is from RefSeq and is a predicted model, not a curated record. Lineage: Eukaryota; Metazoa; Chordata; Actinopteri; Cypriniformes; Cobitidae.